This is a messenger RNA of Ziziphus jujuba (common jujube), 2658 nucleotides long. RefSeq lists its product as uncharacterized. Gene Ontology annotation, biological process: regulation of asymmetric cell division. The transcript has 6 exons. The record is from RefSeq and is a predicted model, not a curated record. NCBI's taxonomy places the organism in Eukaryota, Viridiplantae, Streptophyta, Magnoliopsida, Rosales, Rhamnaceae. The coding region runs from base 689 to 2470 and encodes 593 amino acids.
AAGAGAAGGGGUGUCGUUUGGGGUUUUGUGGAAUAAAUGUGAAAGAGAAAUCGUUUUGGAAAAAGAGAAAAGAGUGAUUUGGUGGUGAAAUUAAAUGAGUAGGGUGAGAGAGAGAGAGAGAGAGAGAGAGAGAGAGAGAUAGGGUUUUGAUAAUAAAUGCUGUUAAAAAUUAAAUAUAAGAAGCCGUUUGUUGUGCCCUUUCCCUGUCUAACUCUCCGCUGCAUUUAUUUGCAGACAUGGAGAGAGAGAGAGAGAGAGAGAGAGAGAGAGAGAGGGUAAUAGUAUUACCAGUUGACCUUUAUUGUUUCUUCUAAUUUUAUUUUAUUUUAUUUUUUUGGACUUGAAAAACCUUUAUAUAUAUAUAUAUAUAAAUAUAUAUCAUUUCCUGGUCUUGUUACUCAUUUUUUUUUUUUUUUGACUCUCUCUCUCUCUCUCUCUCUCUCUCUUACUAUUCCACAAUCCUCUCUGUAUUUUUUCUCCCUCUGCCUUGGACUUUCUCUGAUUAAAGAGUUUUAAUUACUCCUUUAAUUCAACUACGUUGUAUCUCUUUCUCUGUUGCUUCAGGAGCUAAGGUGGGAAAGUGAGCUCUGCCGUUUCACAUCCUCUGAUCAACAAGCAGGACCCAUGCUUGAAAAUUUCUCUUGCUGUAGCUCUGAGGAUCUCUGCUGCCGUACCCUAUCAGUAAACCAUGAAACUUGAGAGAGAACAGUUGUUUGGACACAUAACUCUAAGCCGUAAAGCAGAUUCUAAAUCUUUAGAUUACAAUGAGAAUAAUCUGGACUCUACAGGAUUGAAGUCAGGAAAUCGGGUAAUUAAGGAAAAUCAGAAGAGGCUGUUAUUUGAUUUGAAGGACAAUGAGAGGGAUGCAGUUCAAUUAUCAUAUCUGAUGAAGGCAGGAGAUGACUUUGAUUCAUCAAAACUUGAUUGUUCUAAGAGUGUGGAUGAGUCAAUAGCUCACAGGGAAUAUAAGGUUACAGAUUUUGGAGCAAAAUUAGACAAGGAUUCGGAGUUUUAUAUGGACAAAAGUGUUAUGGAAUGUGAACUACCAGAAUUUCUAGUUUGUUACAAAGAGAGUAAUAAUCAUGCUGUGAAGGACAUCUGCAUUGACGAGGGAGUGCCUUCGCAGGACAAGAUCUUGUUUGAGAGUAGUGUAAAUGACAAGGAUGGGUGCACCUUUGUGUUUCCUGACAAUGAUCAAAAUAAACAAGUGGAAAUUCAUAUUCCAACCAAGUUCAAAUCUUCUGUAAAUUCGGAGAAAUAUGAUGUCAAUUUUUGCGAGACCAAGGAUUUGAUGCAGAAAGGUGAAGUAAAAUACAAUGCAACGGACAAGAAUGCAAAUGAUGUCUCAAAGGAGAAGAUUUUUCCAGGAAAUGUACUUUUGAUGCAAGAGUUGGGAAGAGAGAAGUCACAGUCCAGGUCUACUAAUAACGAAAGAGUUGUGGCUGAACAACAGACUUUUCAGAUCUCGAGUGAAAUUACAAAUCCGGUGAGCACUUCUUUGGUUUCAGCAUCUGAAGAGUCUGAUAACAGAAGUGGGAGAGGAUUACCAAGCUCAACUCCUGUUUCUGUAGCUGAAUUAAACAAUAUCAGCCUUGGCAAUGAGUUUUUUUACAACAAUAAUGUGGAAAAAGGAAGCAUCACAUUUGAUUUUGACUCUUUAGCAUCCAUAGCUAUUUCUAAAGAUGAGUGUCCUUAUGAUGGCUCUUUUAAUUGCCCUGAAACUCAAAAUAUGACUCCGGUUGAUGGUGAGAAGAUUGAUAAGAUUGAUACACGGGGUGUUUCAAGCCAAGAUCACGAGGGAUUAGCACCUCCAUCUGUAACCAGAGGGAAGUGUCCUCAAAAUGGUGGCUGUGGGUGUAUUGGAACUUCACACGUGUCUAAGGUUGAUGAUGAGAUUUCCGACAUAAAGAUUCCCUCCAGUCAAGUUCAAAAUGAAUUACCCAGAGACGAUUGUCCCCAAAAUGGUGACACUGCAUGUUGUGAAACAACAAAUACCUCCGUUGUUAAUGGGACUUCUGACGCACAGGUUGUUUCGGACAAAAUUCAUCAUGGUAUAGACAGAGAGGAAUGUUCUCAAAAUGUUGUUUGUGGAUGUUGUGAAACUCGAACUAUGCCCAUUCUUGAAGAUGAGAUUCCUGGUUCAUCGACUGUUUCAAGAACUAAGCCCAUACUUGAAGAUGACAUACCUGGUUCACAGACUGUUUCAAGCCGAUUUCAGUAUGGUCAGGGAGAGUCCAGUUUCUCUGCGGCUGGUCCUUUGUCAAGUCUUAUAAAUUUUUCAGGUCCAAUAGCUUAUUCUGGCAAUAUCUCACUUCGAUCGGAUAGUAGCACCACCAGCACCCGAUCUUUUGCCUUCCCAGUUUUACAAUCUGAAUGGAAUAGCAGUCCAGUUAGAAUGGCGAAAGCUGAUCGGAGAAAUUUUCGAAAGCAUAGGGGUUGGAGGCAGGGCCUUCUUUGCUGUAGAUUCUAAAUGCAUCUAUUAUAUCCAUAAUUAUUCAGUCGAGAUAUAUAUAGAUGAACGAUAAUUUUCUGUGAUUUUAUCAUUAAUACAUCAUCUUCUCUCUCUGCUGGUUUGCAAUGUGCAGUAGGUUAUGCAUUAUCAUGGUUUUGUUACACAUGCAAUUUGAGGUGUAAGCAAUAUCAUUUUUUUUUUUCUUU